Eurypyga helias (sunbittern) is the source of this 1496-nucleotide messenger RNA. RefSeq names its product sialidase 4 (gene NEU4). Gene Ontology annotation, molecular function: exo-alpha-sialidase activity. Gene Ontology annotation, biological process: oligosaccharide catabolic process; ganglioside catabolic process. The annotation marks the transcript as partial. The transcript has 3 exons. Lineage: Eukaryota; Metazoa; Chordata; Aves; Eurypygiformes; Eurypygidae. The record is from RefSeq and is a predicted model, not a curated record. Gene Ontology annotation, cellular component: membrane; cytoplasm; lysosome.
AGAAGGAGGCCAACGGCGUCACGUACCGCGUGCCCGCCCUGCUCUACCUGCCCUGCGUGGCCAAGCUGCUGGCCUUCGCGGAGGAGCGGCUGAGCGCCGACGACGCCCACGCCAACCUGCUGGGGCUGCGCCGCGGGACUGUCUCACGGAGCUACGUCGAAAAAAAGCGGCUGGGGUUGGGGGGACACUGGGAAGACAUGCGUGUGCUGGAGACGGCGACGCUGCGGCACCACCGGUCAAUGAAUCCCUGCCCACUCUACGACGAGUUCACCGGCACCCUCUUCCUUUUCUUCAUCACGGUGCUGGGCAGGACGCCCGAAGCUUACCAGAUCAUCACCGGCCAAAACGUCACCCGCCUCUGCUGUGUCACCAGCGCCGACCAGGGCCUGAGCUGGAGCACGGCCACGGACCUGACGCAGCAGGUCAUUGGCGGCGCCAUCAAAGACUGGGCUACGUUCGCGCUCGGCCCCGGGCACGGGAUCCAGCUGCGGUCCGGUCGGCUGCUGGUGCCAGCCUACAGCUACCACAUUGACUGCAAGGAGUGCUUUGGGCAGCUCUGCAAGACCACCCCUCACUCCUUCGCCUUCUACAGCGACAACCACGGCCAGGUCUGGCGCUUCGGCGAGUUCAUCCCCAACCUGCAGACCGGCGAGUGCCAGCUGGUCUCAGUGGAUGAGGAGGAUGGCUCCAACGUCCUUUACUGCAAUGCCCGCAGCCCCUUGGGCUUCAGGGUCCAGGCGCUCAGCACGGAUGACGGAGCCGUCUUCCACGGGGGACAGCUGGUCCAACGACUGGUCGAGCCACCCCAUGGCUGUCACGGCAGCGUCAUUGGCUUCCCUGCACCUUUUGUGUAUGUCCCUGCUGCCCCCCAGGACCCCGUGAUGCCCCUCCGGGACUCAGCUCACCGGCUGCUCCCCAGGAUGCUCCCCGGAUUUCGUUACCUGCCCACCCACUUGGCAGUGGGUGAUGAGCUGCUCGCCGUUGCCACUGGCAACCACCCUGAGCCAGCUGAGUCCAAGGAGGGCUGUCCUACAACCGGGCACCACAGCCAUGCCCGCAGCAUCACUUCAGUCGGAGGGCACCCUGCGGUGACCCCCAGCCCCACUCCCUUCUUCCAAGCACCGACGUGGGUCCUCUACUCCCAUCCCACCAGCUCCAUGUCCCGGGUCAACAUGGGAGUCCACCUGAGCACCUUCCCCAGGGAUGUGGAGAGCUGGACCGAGCCGUGGGUCAUCUACGAGGGCCCAAGCGCUUAUUCGGACCUGGCUUACAUGGAGCUGCCCUACAACGAGGCCUCCAUCUCCGGUGGCCCGGCCAUCGCUUUCGCCUGCCUCUACGAGAACGGGACGCGGUCGCCCUACGAGCAGAUCUCCUUCAGCAUGUUCACGCUGCACGACGUGCUCCAGAACAUCCCCCUGACAGCCACUGCUCCACCGCGGCACGGGGGCCCUCCGCGCCGUGGGAAGCGGAGGCGAAGGAGCUGCCUUGUCUCCUAG